Helicoverpa armigera (cotton bollworm) is the source of this 895-nucleotide messenger RNA. RefSeq lists its product as uncharacterized. The transcript has 5 exons. The record is from RefSeq and is a predicted model, not a curated record. NCBI's taxonomy places the organism in Eukaryota, Metazoa, Arthropoda, Insecta, Lepidoptera, Noctuidae. Bases 269 to 895 code for a protein of 208 amino acids.
GCUACGAGCUCAGUACUACCGCGCCGGUUGAGAUCACCGCUACGGUCGUCGCGAAUCGGUCCAAAUCGUUUACGUAGGAAAGCCAUCGUAUGAAUUGUGACAGCGAUUUGUGAUUCGUUUUAGUGUGUGUGUAUGUGAUAAGUGUGUGUGAGUUUUUUGUUAGGUGUUGGAACAUUCUGGAAGCUGUGACGUCACGGCCGGUCUGAUGUGAGCAAAUAAUUUGAAUUUGGAAGUGUUGUGAUGUCACCAUAGUGAUGAGACAGUUUACAUGAAAAUGGGGACGUUGUGGUUCGGUGUUUGUCUGUUCAUCUUUUGGAUAACCGAUGCCACAGCCCUUCGCGACGUGCAGCUAAUAGCGCCAUCUGCCGUCAAACUCGGGGACACAGUGCUCCUCGGCUGCAAGUGGACUCUAGAAGGCAAUGAGACCUUAUACAGUGUGAAGUGGUACAGGGGCCGGCAGGAGUUCUUCAGCUACCUGCCUAAAGAAUACCCGUUUACCAGGAUCUUUGCGCAACCUGGGAUUGAGGUUGAUGUGUCAAGAUCGACCUCUCAGCAAGUGGUACUUCGCGAGGCGACGCGCGCUCUGGCCGGGAGGUACCGAUGCGAAGUGUCGGCCGACGCGCCUUCCUUCCACACUCAAGUGCGGUCAGCGUACAUACACGUUGUCGCCCAUACUGUCCCACUGCUGGGCAAAGGCCUCCCCAUCUUGCUUCCACACUUCUCGAUCUUUCGACCGAGCCCACCAGUCUCGACAAUAGGCGUCAAGGUCGUCACGCCAUCUCUUCCGGGGCCUACCCCGCCGGCGGUGUCCAUCCUGAGGUGUCCACUGAGCGACGAUAGUGGCCCAUCUUUCCGGAUGCAUUCGGCUGACGUGUCCGGCCCAGUUCCACUUUAA